Daphnia pulex (common water flea) is the source of this 2830-nucleotide messenger RNA. It is a transcript of the gene Akt, whose product is annotated as RAC serine/threonine-protein kinase-like. The coding region runs from base 161 to 1759 and encodes 532 amino acids. Gene Ontology annotation, molecular function: protein serine/threonine kinase activity; ATP binding. NCBI's taxonomy places the organism in Eukaryota, Metazoa, Arthropoda, Branchiopoda, Diplostraca, Daphniidae. The transcript is spliced from 9 exons. Gene Ontology annotation, biological process: protein phosphorylation. The record is from RefSeq and is a predicted model, not a curated record.
GCGCUGUGCAGCCAUUGCAUUCUUACUGCUUGCCAACGAGGAAAAUCACGCACUUCUGAAAACAACUAGAAAUUUUCUAGUUCGGUUAAAAAAAAACAAUAUUUUGAUGGUUCAUCAAAUAAAUUAAUGAACAUUUUAAUUUAUUCUAGGUAUUUUCAUAAUGGCUGAGUCUGCAGUGCCAGCAAAAUCUCCUGCCAUUAUUAAGGAGGGCUGGCUACUAAAAAGAGGUGAACACAUAAAAAACUGGCGUCAAAGAUAUUUUGUGCUGCUAGAUGAUGGAUCAUUACUUGGAUUCAAGCACAAGCCUGAACCAAGCAUUGGGCUUGCCGAACCACUCAAUAAUUUCACUGUAAAAGGAUGCCAAAUUAUGAAAGCUGACCGCCCAAAACCAUUUACUUUCCAUAUUCGUGGUCUUCAGUGGACAACUGUAAUUGAAAGAACUUUUCAUGUUGAGUCAGAAAAAGAAAGGGAAGAAUGGAUGGUCGCUAUAGAGCAUGUGGCUGCGCGACUUCAUACAGAUACAGAUAGUACCGACGUAGAUAUGCCAGCUGUAUCCGAAGAAAACGAUCUGAAAAACUCUUCGUCACCCUCGUCCCUGUCCAAUAAAAUGGUUUCUUCGCCGAUGGAUUCAGGGAAUGAUGAAUUUCAAAUGAAAUUUCUCAUAACUGGAACCUCUAAUCGACCCCAUCAUUCAGGAAAAAAGAAAGUGACUUUGGAAAAUUUUGAAUUUAUCAAAAUGUUGGGCAAAGGCACGUUCGGAAAAGUCAUUCUUUGCCGAGAAAAAGGCACUGGGCACUUAUUCGCCAUAAAAAUCCUGAAAAAGGAAGUCAUUAUUGCGAAAGAUGAAGUUGCCCAUACGCUGACGGAAAACCGCGUACUGCAAACCACCAACCAUCCUUUCUUGAUUGCGUUGAAAUAUUCCUUUCAAACCGCUGAAAGACUGUGUUUCGUAAUGGAAUACGUCAACGGAGGCGAACUGUUUUUCCAUCUUUCGCGCGAGAGAAUUUUCUCUGAAGACAGGACGCGAUUUUAUGGAGCGGAAAUUGUUUCGGCGCUCGGUUAUCUACACGAGCAGGGAAUCAUCUACAGAGAUCUUAAACUGGAAAAUUUGUUACUCGACAAAGAUGGGCACAUCAAAAUAGCCGACUUUGGACUUUGCAAAGAGGACAUCACUUACGGGCGGACGACCAAGACGUUUUGUGGAACACCGGAAUAUCUAGCGCCCGAAGUGCUCGAAGACAAUGACUACGGAAGGGCAGUCGACUGGUGGGGUUUAGGCGUCGUCAUGUACGAGCUCAUGUGCGGCCGUCUUCCUUUUUACGACCGUGACCACGACGUUCUCUUUGAACGCAUUCUCUUGGAGGAAGUUCGAUUCCCCCGAACUCUUUCCCAGGAAGCCAAGGAACUUCUCGGUGGUUUGUUAGCUAAAGAUCCUCAAAAGCGUUUGGGAGGCGGCCCUGAAGAUUAUAAAGAAAUCACUCAACAUCCAUUCUUCUUGCCAAUCUCUUGGACGGACCUCGAGCAGCGAAAGAUUCCACCGCCGUUCAAGCCGCAGGUGGUGAGUGAAACAGACACUCGGUAUUUCGAAUCGGAAUUUACUGGCGAGUCGGUGGAAUUGACUCCACCGGAUCCCGGGCCGCUCCACAGCAUCAGCGAGGAAGUGGAACCGCCUUGCUACUUUGAAAAAUUUUCGUACUGCCCCGAAGCCAGUUCCACUUUAGGUUCCAACACGUCGCUCACGCACGCGGCUCUCGGCUAGGUUCCGCCUUGCAAUUUCUUCUCGAAUCCUUCGAAAAACGAAAACUACAAAAACUACAGAGCCCAGUUAUAGGGUGUGCAUCGCAAAUCGUGUACACACUUGCCCUGCCAGUGCCGAAUAUUGAAGCCGGUGUAAAAAAAGAGAACCACACGCAUGGUCUCUUGUCUAGAAUAGACGGCGGGUCUUUUGCGGGACUUUUGCCCGACAAGUAAAAAAAAAAUGCAUUUAGUUAAAACAGGAUUGGGGGGUCUAGUUCAGAGACAGUCGCCACGGUUUAUUCUUUCUUUUAUACCAAUCCCUUCCGACAAAUUCCGGUGCAGCUGGCCUUCGAUAGCCUCAAGUCAAUCGACCGUCGUACCGACUUAGAAGUAGAAUAUACCAGUAAGAAUGAAGACAUCAUUUCCGUUCAAACAUUAAGGGGGGGGGGGAGGGAACAUUUCUACUAUUUACCGUCUAGAAAAUCGUCCGUGUUUUUUAAAAAAUAAGAGGUUACCAAGUUAGUUUAGUACAUAGCUCCCGUUUUUCCCUCCUUCAGCUGCCCUGUUGACCUCUUAAUAAUUAUUGAGAAAUUUUGUUGUUUCUUUCUUCCUUUUUUUGAUUGUUAAAUUGCGAUCUUAAUCUUGGUAAAAACCCACCCAGUGAACAGUUAAUGAAAAAUGGGGGAUUGUGUUUGCUUUAAUUCUUUGUCGUUGGUUUCAUUCGUUUAUUACUUCUCUUUUCCUCUCCCUCGAUGUCCUCCUUCCCUAUGAAAAGAUCAAAUUGUUCGUUUCUUCUUUUGACACCUCCACGAAUUACAGCUCGCAUGAGGGCUGGUGCCUCCUCCAUUUGUUAUAUCCUUCUGCCUCACAACUGUUUCUCGAAUCCCUUUCUCUACCGUUUUUGCUUAUCAUUGAAAAAUUGUGAAAAUGGCAUGGAAAUUCAUUUUCCUCGUUUCGUCUUCUUAUCGUUCGGGUCUCUCAAAACUAUGCACCUGAGGUUACGCGUGGGACUUUUUUUGACUGUUACAGUUGUGUGUGUGUGCGUGCGCUCUCCUCCUCUUUUUGCUACUGUAUGAUACACAUUUUCUGGGAA